UAUUUGUUUCUUGUGUAAGAAUAAUGUAUUUUUUUAAAACCAUUAUCGGCUUUUUGUUUUGUACAGUGGUGUUGGGCUGUAACUACACGGAUAACAUAGACCAUCUUAGCUAUUAUACUCCCGAAUAUGAUCUUCCGGGACUAGAUGAGCUUCUCGUCCUUUCUUCAGUUUCUUACAGGGUAGAAGUGGGAAAAAUACAAGCCGAAUGGAAAAUACCGGAUACCUACCCGUCAUUGGACAAAUUGCGAGUAAUGUACGCGAUCAGAUUAAAGCAAUGUCACGUGUUUUCUAUGUACCUCCAAUGUUCACACGCGUACUAUGCAACGAUAUAUAUAUCACGCGUGAUUACUACGAUACGAGAGGUGGAAAAUAGUAAGGAAAACUCCGAAUUUAUCGAUAACGCGAAAGAGCUGAUCAAAAUUUCCGAGAUAGUCACAAGAACCAUUAGCAAACUAUUAGCUAUUCUGAUACACCUUAAUUACGUGCCACCACAAUGGGUCGUAUUAAUGUUAUUGUAUAGUAAAGUCAUAAAAGAAAAACUACACGUAACUAAAGACCUGGACGAAUAUUUGAAGAACUGGGAAGAAAAACAAAUGCAAACAUCAUUAAGCCCCAAGAGCUCACAACAGAACACAAACGAAAAGAACCUGAACAGCAGCAUAUACCAGGACAUGGACUUAAAAGAUUCAGAAAUAAAUGAGGAGGAAAUAUCAGAAGAUAAUACCCCUGGCCCUAUGCAAUUGAAACAGAAAUAUUUGUGGAAUUUGACACAAUAUGCACGUUCUAUAACGCAGAAUUUCAUUAACGGGUGUUCUACCAAGCUGGGCAUACAAUUUUCUAAUGCCAUGAAAGUGAUCAAUGUAAAAAAGGGCUUAGUGAAAAAGUUCACCAUUAUAAAUAAGUCACUCAAAGAUUAUUACAACCACGUCGUCAAACCACAGAAAGGUCGGACCAUCAAAAGAGUCACUUACAACACUCUGUGGAGCUUUAGAAGUGUAAUACUUGAAAGCAAGACCUUUGCAAUUCUCACCGCAUCCGAGGAUAAAAAAACGCUCGGCAUCAAUUGGAAAGACCUAAAAGAGCGGUUCCAAGAAAUAUUUCAAACGUCGGAUGACCAAACCUCUCCUCUCCUCGACAGCUACAUGUCCAUCUGGAAUGCCAACAAUGGUGCUAGUACGAGUAUAAAAGAGGUGUUCAGAACGGUCGUGUUGCGGUACGUGUAUGUGAACACGAUUUACUGUGAUAACAUGUACGAAAAUGUAAACAUAGUGAACAAUUCUGGUGAAUUUAAACUAUGGUUACAAACGCAAUGUAAAAAAAUCAAAGAAUCGGUAGUUGCCGCGAUUAAGUAUUUGGGAAACGACUUGUUUCUUAAAAACCUAAUACCGGCUUUAAAUAAUUUCAUAAUAAAUCCCAUGUCAGAAGCGUCUAAUAUCAUCAUUACGGUAGGACGACAGUUAAAUCAGCAGUCAGGGCUCUUGAACGUGGUCGCCACCAACGAGGUCAAGCCAUUGAACGUAGAAGAAAAUAUAAAUGAUUUUGAACGUUUUUUUAAAAAUCAAACGAACAGCUUACAAAAUGCCAUAAAUUAUAUCAAAGACGUUAAGCACGCUUUCAAACUUUUGGAUUUUAAAAUUUUGGACACCAUACAGAAAUCAGCAAUGAACGAUUGGAUCCAGUCUGCGGAUCCGGCAUAGCGCAUCUAUAACACUCGUUUGUCUAAAGAUAUAUUAUAUAUUGUUAAGGCUUUUAUAAGAAAUUGGAUAAUGUCAAUUUUUCGUUUGGUAUAUCCAAUUUUGUGCUUUAAAUUUCAAUAUUCGAGUGAAUUGACUUCACUUAAAUAAUAUUAUCUGUGUUUGUACAUCAUUGUUUUAUCAAUAGUACAUUUUAAGUGGUACUCGAGCAUAAUAUAACAUAUUAUAUUUUAAAAACCUUUGCCUAAAAAUUAAAUGAAUGAAAAAAAAAUUAAUAACAAUGUACAAAAACAAACAGUGAUCUUUCCUUUAAAUUUAAUUAUAGGCUAAUUCAGUCUAAAUUAAAACUAACUGCAACAAAAUUCGUUCUACUGAACAAUAAUAAUUUGACAUUAGCCAUAAAUAACAUAUUGCAUAAAUAUAAUAUAAUUAUAGACAUUGAUUUUAUAAUACAUGUUAUACAUAAUUUUUGCACAGAUAAAAAAUGUAAAAAGAAAAAGUUAAAUAAUUUUAAUAACGAACUUGUUAAUAAUACAAUAUCAAUAAUUAUAUUAAAAGAUAAUAAACGUUUAUAAAAUAGAAAAUAUUAUUGAAUAGAUACCUAUAAUCCUACAUGCUAUCAUACUCAACCCUGAUUCUGGAUAAAAUCUCGGCCGGAUUUUGCUCAAGGAGGAUUUUGGCAGGAUGGGAUUUCGUAAAUUCCUCAACCCACACGUACCCGUUGGAUUCAAAACUAUCUAUUGAUUAAAAUAUAAACAUAAAUAUUCGCCUGUAAAAAUAAAAAAAUUAUUCACAUAUUUAGUUAGUUGUAUAAACAUAAUAAUACUGCAAUAC
Molecule: messenger RNA, 2528 nt
Organism: Cinara cedri
Lineage: Eukaryota; Metazoa; Arthropoda; Insecta; Hemiptera; Aphididae
Source: the annotation of a GenBank genome assembly